AUGGGGGCUAUUUGUUUGGCGUGGCACUUUUGUUUGUUUUUGCUCUUGUUAAACAAUCGUGAAAGCCCUGAGAGUGCUGGAAUUCUAGACAUUGAUGAGUGCACAGAAGGAACUGAUGUCUGUCAUGUCGAUGCAAUCUGUCAGAAUACACAGAUGUCGUAUAAGUGCAUAUGCAAGGCAGGCUAUAAAGGAAAUGGAAAGAAAUGUGAAGACAUUGAUGAAUGUGAUAGAGAAUACAAUGGAGGCUGCGUCCAUGAAUGCAUCAACAUUCCAGGAAACUAUCGUUGCACUUGCUAUGAUGGAUUCAUGUUGGCACAUGAUGGACACAAUUGUUUGGAUGUUGACGAGUGUAGAUUUAACAACGGUGGCUGUCAACAUACUUGUGUAAAUACGGUGGGUAGUUAUGAAUGUCAGUGCAAAGAUGGAUUCUUUCUGAGUGACAACCAGCAUACCUGUAUUCAUCGUUCUGAAGAAGGAAUGAGCUGCAUGAACAAAGACCAUGGAUGUGCCCAUAUCUGUAGAGAAACACCAAAAGGAGGAGUAGCAUGUGAAUGUAGGCCUGGUUUUGAACUAGCCAGGAAUCAGAGAGGAUGCAUAUUAACAUGCAAUCAUGGAAAUGGUGGGUGCCAUCAUACCUGUGAUGAUUCGGAUGAUGGACCUGUUUGUGGCUGCCAUCAAAAGUAUGCCUUGCUCUCUAAUGGGAAGAUCUGUAUUGAAAAGGCUGAGGCUGCAAUUGAGAACUCUGAAUACAAUGCCACGUCAGUAACUGAUGUGGACAAGCGGGUGAAACGCCGACUGCUAAUGGAGACAUGUGCUGUUAAUAAUGGAGGCUGUGAUCGCACCUGUAAAGAUACCUCUACUGGUGUUAGGUGCAGUUGUCCUGUUGGAUUCACACUACAACCAGAUGGAAAGACUUGUAAAGAUAUUGAUGAAUGCCUGAUCAAUAAUGGUGAUUGUGAUCACUUCUGUAAGAAUACUAUUGGCAGUUUUGACUGCAGCUGCAAGAAAGGCUACAAACUUUUAACAGAUGAAAGAACCUGCCAAGAUAUUGAUGAAUGCUUCUUUGACAGAGCAUGUGAUCACAUUUGUGUCAACUACCCAGGAUAUUUUGAGUGUGUUUGUAAGAAAGGAUAUACCUUGUAUGGGCUAACGCAUUGUGGAGAUGUUGAUGAGUGCAGCAUCAACAAUGGAGGCUGUGAACACAGAUGUGUAAACACAGUGGGAAGUUACGAGUGCCAUUGUCAACCUGGUUAUAAAUUACAUUGGAAUAAAAAAGACUGUGUUGAAACCUGUGAUUUUGGAUGCAUGCGACGGAAGACUGAGAAAAGGCUUCGAAAAACAACAAGAACACUGAGGAAGUCAAUCAACAGGGAGCAGUUCUACCUCCGUGUGGCUGGAACUGAAUAUGAGGUGGCUAAGAAAACAGCAAAAACAGUGGAUUUGCAGGAAUUGUGUGCAGCUGGCCAGGUUCCUCAGAAUAACAGAUGUGUCAGUUGUAGCGCUGGCACAUACUAUGAUGGCGAACAGGAGAGAUGUAUAUUAUGUCCUGCUGGUACAUAUCAAGAUGAAGAAGGACAGCUUUCGUGUGAGCCCUGCCCAAACCCUGAAAGCCAAGGAGACCAAAGAUCAACUGGUGCACGUAAUGUUUCAGAAUGUGGAGGACAGUGUCUGGAUGGAGAAUUUUCAUCUGAUGGAUUCAGGCCAUGUCAACCAUGUCCUUUUGGAACGUACCAGCCAGAAAUUGGACGGACUUCUUGCUUCUCUUGUGGAGGAGGUUUAACAACAAAACGUGAAGGAUCAGCAACAUUUCAGGAUUGCGAAACUAAAGUUCAGUGUUCAGCUGGCCAUUUUUAUGAUACAAACACGCACAGAUGCAUACGAUGUCCGGUGGGGUUGUACCAGCCAGAGUUUGGGCAAAAUCACUGCAUUGCUUGUCCUGGAAAUACCACCACAGAUUUUGAUGGAUCAACUAAUAUUACUCAAUGUAAAACUUUGUCUAAUUCAGUAACAACCUAUGAAACCUGUCAGACCUAUGAGCGGCCCAUUGCAUUCACUUCAAGAUCAAGGAAAUUAUGGAUUCAAUUCAAGUCCAAUGAAGGGAAUAGUGGCAAAGGAUUUCAGGUUCCAUAUGUAACAUAUGACGAGGAUUACCAAGAACUGAUUGAAGAUAUAGUUAGAGAUGGUCGCUUGUAUGCAUCUGAGAAUCAUCAAGAAAUACUAAAGGACAAGAAACUCAUCAAGGCCCUAUUUGAUGUUUUAGCACAUCCACAGAAUUAUUUUAAAUAUACAGCACAAGAAUCCAGAGAAAUGUUCCCAAGGUCAUUCAUUCGACUAUUGCGUUCAAAAGUUUCCAGAUUUCUACGGCCAUACAAAUAG
This is a messenger RNA of Pristis pectinata (smalltooth sawfish), 2376 nucleotides long. RefSeq names its product signal peptide, CUB domain, EGF-like 2 (gene scube2). The record is from RefSeq and is a predicted model, not a curated record. Gene Ontology annotation, molecular function: calcium ion binding. Lineage: Eukaryota; Metazoa; Chordata; Chondrichthyes; Rhinopristiformes; Pristidae. Gene Ontology annotation, cellular component: cell surface. Gene Ontology annotation, biological process: signal transduction.